Messenger RNA from Prunus avium (sweet cherry), 1609 nucleotides. Its product is annotated as phytolongin Phyl1.1. The record is from RefSeq and is a predicted model, not a curated record. Lineage: Eukaryota; Viridiplantae; Streptophyta; Magnoliopsida; Rosales; Rosaceae. Gene Ontology annotation, cellular component: membrane.
ACCGACCCAACCCAACUAACCCAUGGCCGGCCCUACUAAUAUUUGCCGAUCGAUCGCUCCGCAUCUUCAUCUUUUGUUUGUGUUUAGUAGCUCCUCCAUUUUGUCCGUAUGUUGAAGUAGAAGACCCAAACUAGAACAAAGAAAAGUCAAAAUGUCAACUAGAAUACGUAGAGCAUAGAGAAGUACUGCUCGCAUCGCAUCGCAUGUGAAGCAAACAAUCGCUUUGUUUGGAGGCUUUGCCAUUUUAACACCACCUCUCUCUCCUCAGUGAGCCAGUCCUCACAUGUAUAAUCUGGCUCCUGCCCAAGGCUUCUAUUGGGGAGUUUCUUCAGGUGCCCCUGAAAAGCGAAAAACAAUGCAUGGUGGACUUACAUUCUUGACUUUGAGUACUUAGCUGAAGGACUGCUCUUGUAUUUCUUGGACGCUUUUGAUUUUGUAUCUGAGUUGUUGUUUACAUAAUUACGGUUCGUUUGGUAUUGAUGAUGCUUGGCAGUUCACCAGUAGAAUUGGUUGUAGACUACAAUUGAGUAUAAUAUGGGUUCCAUUCAAAAUACCGUUUACUACUGUUGUGUAUCAAGGGGUAAUCGGAUCCUUUAUGUAUACAGUGGUGGAGAUAGUGAAAUUGAGAACUUGGCUACUUUGUGCUUGGAAAAGACUCCUCCUUUUCAUAGGUGGUAUUUUGAGACAGUGGGCAAAAGGACUUAUGGGUUCCUAAUUGAAGAUGGGUAUAUUUAUUUCACAAUUGUUGAUGAGAGUCUAGGAAACCCUGGUGUUCUUCAGUUUCUAGAGCAUUUGAGAGACGAAUUCAAGAAGGUAGCCAGGAAGGGUUCCAGGGGAAGUUUGUCGAGUAUGAGCUCUGUUGGCAUACAAGAACAGUUAGUUCCUGUUAUCCACCGCUUGAUCACCUCCUUGGAGAAUGUUUCUCAGAGUGGUAGUAAUUGGACAGCUGAAACUUCCCUGUCACUUCAUGCUGGUCUUUCUCCAUCACCAAGUGGUGCAAACGGACAAACUGAAGUUGCCACUUCUACAAAAGCCCCUUUAUUGGGGAAGCCUAACAAGCAAGAUAAGAAGAAGGCGAAAGAUCAUGUUAUUGCUAUGAGAGACAUUGAGUUGGAGGAACAUAGGAAAUCUACAGAUAGAGGUGUCAAUAUUGACUCAGCAAAUUCAGAUUCUAAUAGCCAUGCUGGAGCAGGUUCUUCAAUUGCAUUACAAAAAGAUUUGGGCUCAAUGAGGAUUAGGUCAGGCUCUCAAAGCAUUCGAAAGAAGUGGUGCCGCCAAGUGCGAAUCGUCCUUGCCAUUGAUGCGGCUGUUUGUGUAAUACUGUUUGUGAUAUGGUUAUUGAUUUGUCAUGGUAUUGGGUGCAUCCGUUGAAUAUCUUGUAAUAUAAAUAUGAUUCCAAACUUGAUCAGUUUCUAAAGUGGAGCUUGAAAUGAUGACUAGAGAUGCUGAAAAUCAUAAGUCAUCAAGAAACAGGUCUCUGGAGAGAGAUAGAGAAGAAAAGGGGUGGAGAGGGAGAGGGAAGAGGGAGAGAUUGAAAGAAGUAUAUGGAAGCAAAGUAUUAACCUUCUCAAUGAUGUUUUUACAUCUAUUUGAAGGUUUGUGCUCAAAA